AUGCAAGCGGGCGACUUUGACUCCUCUGACGAAGACGCCGCUGAGGAGGACCUGAGGCCGCUCCCCAUCUCCUGGUUGUCUUUGUCUCCUGUCUACUCUUCUGAGUUCCUGGGAUUAUGUUCCCUUCCAGGUUGCAGGUUUAAGGAUGUUAGAAGAAACCUUCAGAAAGAUAUAGAAGAACUAAAGAACUAUGGGACCCAGGAUAUAUUUGUGCUUUGUACCAGAGGAGAGCUCUUAAAAUACCGAGUACCAAACCUUAUAGACACCUACCAACAGCAUGGGAUCUGUGUGCACCACUAUCCUAUUCCUGAUGGGGACGCUCCUGACAUUGCCAAGUGCUGCAAAAUUCUGGAAGAGCUCAGAAGCUGCCUGGAAAGUAACCGGAAAACAAUCAUACACUGUUACGGUGGCCUUGGACGCUCAUGUCUCAUAGCUGCGUGUCUCCUGCUUCAGCUUUCGGAUGCACUGGCACCUCAGCAAGCGAUAGACAGCCUCAGAAACUUGAGAGGAUCUGGGGCGAUACAGACCAUCAAGCAAUACAAUUACCUCCAUGACUUUCGAGAGAACCUAGCUGCACAUCUGGCAACAAAGGAUACAAUACUAAGAUCGGUAUCGCGAUAA
This is a messenger RNA of Pygoscelis adeliae (Adelie penguin), 621 nucleotides long. It is a transcript of the gene CDKN3, whose product is annotated as cyclin-dependent kinase inhibitor 3. The coding region runs from base 1 to 621 and encodes 206 amino acids. Gene Ontology annotation, biological process: protein dephosphorylation. Gene Ontology annotation, cellular component: nucleus. The transcript has 7 exons. Gene Ontology annotation, molecular function: protein tyrosine phosphatase activity. The record is from RefSeq and is a predicted model, not a curated record. NCBI's taxonomy places the organism in Eukaryota, Metazoa, Chordata, Aves, Sphenisciformes, Spheniscidae.